CCAGUCAACCUAAAAAAAAUCUGUCAAGCAUUGGUAAACAAGAACAGCAAUAAAGUUCAUCUGUGCGAUGGGAGAAGAAGCUCAGGAUGAUUCCUUGCUCACUGUUCCAUCUUCCAUCAUAAGGAGUCAAUGAACUUCUUGUGGACAUUAUGAACAGUGGACUGUUUUUACUGGUGUUGCUAAUUGGCCUGCUGUUCCUGUCCUUGCUCCGAUCUGGAGAAUCUCAACACAUAGCAGAUGAAUCAUGCUCAGUACAGAUCCUAGUCCCUGGUCUGAAAGGUGAACCAGGAGAAAAGGGGGAGAAAGGAGAACCUGGAAGGAUAGGGAAAGUUGGCCCAGUUGGACAACCAGGUCCUGUGGGUGAAAAAGGCUCUAAAGGCAUGAUGGGUCGCCAUGGUAAAAUUGGCCCAGCUGGGUUAAAAGGAAGCAAAGGUGAUGCUGGCGAUAUGGGCUUGAAGGGGGAAGCUGGUGUCCCAGGCUUACCCUGUGAAUGUGGCCAACUAAGAAAGGUAAUUGGAGAAAUGGAUAUCCUUGUGACAAAGCUAACCAAUGAACUCAAUUUCAUCAAAAAUGCACUGCCCUCCCCUGCAGCUGUUGCUGGAGUACGAGAGGUAGAAAAUAAGAUUUACCUGCUGGUGAAGGAAGAGAAAAGGUACGCUGAUGCCCAUGUGUACUGUCGUGAUCGAGGAGGACUUCUCACAAUGCCUAAAGAUGAGGCAACCAAUAGCCUCAUUGCAUCUUAUAUCAGUGAAGCAGGGCUCAGCAGAGUAUUCAUUGGCGUAAAUGAUCUGGAGGAGGAAGGCCAGUUCACCUUUUCAGAUGGGUCGCCCCUGCUGUCCUUCAACAAGUGGCGGAACGGAGAGCCAAACAAUGCCUACGAUGAAGAAGAUUGUGCAGAAAUGGUAUCUUCUGGGGGGUGGAAUGAUGUUGCCUGUCAUAUUACAAUGUAUUUUGUCUGUGAAUUUGACAAAGAUGCACCUUAAUUCCUGAUGUACAGUAGUAUUGCAAUGGAUGAAUUGGUAUUAGUUUUAUAAGCUAUGAUACCUCAAUGAAGAUGGUAAAACCACCAGAGUUUCAGUCUAAAUUUUAUUUCUCACUAUUAUUAGAUAUACAGCACAACUAAGAUAAAUGUAUUAAACUAUUAGCAGACCAGAUUUCUUCUUUAUCUUUACUGAAAAGAAUAUUGAAGAUAAUUUGGACUUUACAGAAUAGUGUUUAAAGGCAAAGUUUUCUGGAAUGUUGAGUAAUAAAAAAUGAGAGGUGCAUAUAAGCAGAUAUAAAAUCAUUUGUUUCACAACAUCGCAUCAAGUCAAAAUACCACUUUUUAUUAAAAUUAAAUUACAUUAAAAUAAAUAAUUGCACUGCUUGUAAUACAAAUUUAAACACAAAUGAAGCCAAAAUGGCACUUAUUUUGGUACUUAAAUUUAUAUUCCAAAUAAUGUCAGAAAUGAGGGGGUUUAGUUUUGUGAACAGACUGAAGAAUCCGUGGUAGUUAUCCUUGGAACAGAAGUGGUUGCUUGGAAAGCUGGGAAGGGGAUUUAAAAUUAUGAAGAGUAUGGACAGAGUAGAUCAGGAAAAACUUCUUCUAUUGAGGGUUCAAGAACAGGAGGAACAUGGAAUGAAGAUGGCAGCAAAAAAAAAACAUCACAAAGAAGAUUUGUUUUACAGCGCAAAUAGCUAGGGUCUGCCAUGUAUUGCCAGAUAGUAGUGAAAGCAGUUUCAGCUGUAGCAUUGAAAAGAGAACAGAUAGAUAUUAAUUCAUUGGGGAAAGGCAGGGCAGUGAGACCAAUUGGAUUAAUUCUACCUACAGCUGGUGCAAAAUAGGAAGGCUGUGUGGCCUUGUCCUGUGUUGUAACAAUUUUGUUAUUCAGUGAACUUCUAUAGUCUCAGAAUGCACAAUAAGCAAUUAACUUUUUAAAAGGAAAUUAAAGGCUUGUCAGUUCUUGUGUCUCCUUCAGUUCAAAUCUGUUCCCUCUGAAUUUUCUAACAUUAUGUUUUACCUUCAGAGCUGAGCAUACACAUGACAAUCAUGGGCUUGAUGCAGAUUCAUCAUUUCCCCUGUAAAUUAAAUCUCUUAUUGAACUUCCCUUCAUACACCCACACUCUGCUCCAGUAGGUGUGGAUCAUGUCAAUACUGCAAAAGAUUUGGCAGCUUGAUAUCUCUGCAUUUUAUCUAAAUCUCACUGUGUAGUUGGCUUUCUGUAAUCUUGCUUUCAUUGUGGCCAGUGCCACUGAUUCACUGCUGAUCUGCUACACCAACAAUACUAACAAAUAUUUAGUACACAACUGAAACUAUUUUUAUAUUAGAUUAGUUGACGUGGCUUAACCACAAUGCUCACUGAAACAGCACGAUUAAAAAUGCUUCUAAUUAGAAAUGAACUGCAAUCCAAACAAAUAAAUCCUGAAAUCAAAAACUAGCACAAACUAUGGUGCAUUCAUAAUACACCAAGAGCUGUCCAUUGCAUGUAAUGGGCAUGGAAUAACAAAAAUUGACAUCCAACCAAGACUAUAUCUGUAAUGUGCAAUAGCAUUUGCAAAUUGGAUAAGACAAAAUGUACAAGGUAAGAUAAAUUCAAAAGAAACGUACUAAAUACUAUAAAUACACUAAACUAUUUCUUUAUUCUGUAUUUAUUUCAAAACAUGGAAAUAAAAGCUGUUCUUUCUUUUAUUGUUA
Molecule: messenger RNA, 2674 nt
Organism: Hypanus sabinus (Atlantic stingray)
Lineage: Eukaryota; Metazoa; Chordata; Chondrichthyes; Myliobatiformes; Dasyatidae
Gene: colec11
Product: collectin sub-family member 11
Exons: 7
Coding region: 150-983 (277 amino acids)
Source: RefSeq, a predicted model, not a curated record